AUGAACUUCAACUUUGGGUCUGGCCGAGCGGAUAACGGUCUGCCAGCACCUCAUCGUCAACUUGAACCUUUCUCCACGCUGCCGUUUGCACCAGAUCCGGACUACGUCGACCGGCCCGAUAUCCUCGCAUGGGUGCGCGACAAGUGCGCGGGAAACGGAGCGCGAGCAGCGCUGGUGGGUCUUGGCGGAGUAGGCAAAUCGCAGAUUGCGAUACAAUACGCCCAUAGCAUCCACGAUGCGAGCCCGCAGACAUUUGUCUUUUGGGUACAUGCUAGUACCCGCGCCCGGUUCGAGGAAGCGUAUAAAGAUAUCGCAGACCAGCUACAGCUGCCAGGCAAGGACGAACCCAAGGCGAACGUAUUACAGCUGGUUAAAAACUGGCUGCGGGAUAAGAGAAAUGGGAGGUGGUUGAUGGUAUUAGACAAUGUUGAUGAUGUAGAGACCUUUUUCCCAUCACGGAAGCGCAAGCGGGAUGAGACAGAUACCGACAGCCCUACUUCCCUGGCCACAUAUGUUCCCCAGAGCCUCAACGGGUCGAUAUUAGUUACUUCACGGAGCAAAGAUGCGGUCUCCAGCCUAGCAGGCGGUCACAACAGGAUUCGCGAGGUGCUUGCCAUGAGCAUAGGCGAGGGCCUCCAGCUGUUGCGCAACAAACUAUGCAACCCGCCCCUUGAGAAGAGCGCUCUAAAACUGUUACACGCACUCGAACAUAUACCUCUUGCUAUCAUAGAAGCGGCUGCGUACAUUAACCGAUGUACAAACAUGACGGUGUCACGUUAUCUGGACAAUUUUCAGAAAAACAAGACGAAUCGAGUGCGUUUGCUGAAGUGCGAUGUAGUGGAGUUGCGUCGAGAUCAGAGUGCCUCCAGCUCUAUACUGAAUACCUGGCAAAUGUCAUUCGAGCAGAUCCGCCAUGAGCGAGAAUCGGCAGCCGAUCUGUUGUCGCUCAUGAGCUUCUUUGACUCACAGGGCAUACCAGAGUGGACAUUGCGGCGAUUCAGAAAGUACAUGGUAAAGGCGACUGGCGUAGAAGAUGAUGAAGACGAAGACCAACACCAAAACCAAGACGAAGACAAAGAUGAAGAAAAUGGAGAUGAUAAUGAUGAUUAUGGGUUUGACGAGGAUUUAACUACUCUACGAGCGUACUCCUUGGUAUCGACGACCGCAGAUAAUGUAUGCGAUAUGCACGCUCUAGUGCAGUUCUGCACACGAGCAUGGCUGUCGUCUCAUGGUGAUGCAGAGCGAUGGGAAGGAGAAUUCAUAGAGCUAACGGCGCAAGAGCUGAUAGCGCAAGAGCCGCUUAAUGUGGUUGUCAAGAACUGGGAAAAGUGGCACCAGCUGUUUCCGCACGUGGAACUACUUUUUAACAGCAAGCCAUCCGGUAAAGAUAUAUUGCUGUUGUGGACCCGAGUUCUGAAACAUGCAGCGUUCUAUCUAUUUGAAAAAGGGGACUAUACUGCUGCAACACAGGCUACAGUAAAGAUACUAGCUAUUGAGGAGAAGAGUUUGGGUCCCAGUGAUAUGACAACUCUGUUUACUAUGUCACUAUUGGCGGUGAUGUUUCAGAGUCAAGGUAGGCACGAAGAGGCAGUAAGACUCAGCCAGCAAGCGCUAGAAGCAAAAAUGAGGGAGCUAGGAGAGUACCAUCCUAGUACUCUAGAAAGUGUGACACAUUUGGCAUCAGCACUGCGUUCUCAAGGCAAGGACGAUGAGGCAGAAAAUCUUUAUCAGAAAGCUCUAGCGGAUUGCAAGAAAGAGCUAGGAGAGAAGCAUUACUCAACACUGUCAACUAAAAGCAACCUAGCUUCAUUGAUGUGUAGUCGAAAAAAUCAUAGCGGGGCAGAAAAUCUCUAUCAAGAAGUUCUAGGGGUGUAUGAAAAAGAGCUAGGAAAGAAGCACUACUUAACGCUGUCAACUAAAACUGACCUAGCUUCAGUAAUGCGUUAUCAGAACAGGUAUAGCGAGGUGGAAAAGCUACUUCAAGAAGUUCUAGGGGUGGGUAAGAAAGAACUACGAGAGAGGCAUAGCUUAAUCCUGCGUAGUAUGAGUGAUAUGUCAGGAAUUUUAUCUGCUCAGGGUAGGUAUAGGGAAUCUGAGAAGUUAUAUCGGGAAGCAUUAGAGAUAUCCACCAAGAAGCUUGGGGAACGCCAUCUCGAUACACUGAUGCUUACUGGCGAUCUCGCCCGUUCUUUGCACAGACUUCAUCGAUACGUGGAAGCAACGAAGCUAUACCAACAAGCACACAACGAACUGACCGAGCAAUAUGGAUCUCAUCAUCCAUAUACAGUGAGAUUUCACCUGCUGCUUGAGAUAAUCCAGAAGGAAAUGGAAUUAGCUAGGUUAUCCGGGGAAGCCCAUGGUCAACAAACAGAGGACUCGCUCUAG
Messenger RNA from Bipolaris zeicola 26-R-13, 2385 nucleotides. RefSeq lists its product as uncharacterized. The coding region runs from base 1 to 2385 and encodes 794 amino acids. The record is from RefSeq and is a predicted model, not a curated record. The transcript has 2 exons. Lineage: Eukaryota; Fungi; Ascomycota; Dothideomycetes; Pleosporales; Pleosporaceae. Gene Ontology annotation, molecular function: ADP binding; protein binding.